Zychaea mexicana is the source of this 560-nucleotide messenger RNA. RefSeq lists its product as uncharacterized. NCBI's taxonomy places the organism in Eukaryota, Fungi, Mucoromycota, Mucoromycetes, Mucorales, Lichtheimiaceae. The transcript is spliced from 2 exons. Bases 32 to 559 code for a protein of 175 amino acids. The record is from RefSeq and is a predicted model, not a curated record.
CUACGAACCUACAACUCCGGACUUUUCGGGCAUGUUCCCGGAUGCGAUCUCGGUCAACAGCACCCCUGCCUGGGUUCACGGCGAACCUACACCGCACUCACUCGACACGACACCAGAUACAACAAACAACACCCAACAACCGGCUCUGCAGCAAUAUCCCUCACCCUGGGGAGGUAAUACCGACGCGCCUGAUCCUCGCUUGGUCCUAAACAACAAUGGACAAGUCGAGUAUUGUUCAGUUGACCCGGAAUUUAUGGGCCUUUACUACGAUCUCAUACAAGAUUGCGUGUCACUACACCUCUGGCAACAACAGCUAAAGGAGGAUCUCGACACCAACCGCCACUUACUAGCAAAUCGUAUCGCACACUAUCUAGCCAUAGUACUGUCAAGAAUUCCGAGCGAACUAGAACGCCAAGGAGCCAUCCGCGUGUAUCUUAAACAACACAUACAUGACACCUACAUCACCGGUGAUUCUAAGCUCCACGCUCUUAUACAUAGUUACUACAAUACCUUGUCAUCUACAAAUACGUUUGCUUUCGCCCAGGACGUGCGUCCUUAAG